CGGAGCAGAAGAGCGAAACAUGGCGACUUCGAACAAUCCGCGGAAAUUCAGCGAGAAAAUCGCUUUACAUAACCAGAAGCAGGCGGAGGAGACAGCGGCGUUUGAAGAAGUGAUGAAAGACCUGAGCAUAACCCGCGCAGCGAGGUUACAGUUGCAGAAGACCAAGUAUUUGCAGCUGGGACAGAGCCGUGGGCAGUACUACGGAGGAUCCUUGCCAAACGUCAAUCAGAUUGGAAACAGCACUAUUGAUGUGCCUUUUCAGAAUUCAGGGCUCGACACGAACAGGGCAACACGACACCACGGAUUGGUUGAAAGAGUCUACCGCGACCGGAACCGCAUCACAUCGCCUCACCGGAAACCCCUGUCUGUAGACAAACACGGGCGCCAGAUUGACAGCUGUCCAUAUGGCUCAGUAUAUCUGUCGCCGCCACCUGAUACUAGUUGGAGGAGGACAAACUCUGACUCAGCACUGCAUCAGAGCACACUAACUCCUGCCCAGCAGGCCUCCUUCACUGGAGGAUCACAGGAGCUGCAGCCAAAACGAGUCCUCCUACUCACUGUACCGGGGUCUGAAGCAAUUAAACAAGAUGUGGAUGAAGAUGGACAAAAACAUAACUGGGACUGCAAAAAAAACAUUUCAAGAUCCAAGCCCUGCAAAGUUCCCGGAAUCCACAUUUUCCCGUCUCCAGAACAGCAGCUGACCACUUUGGUGAAACCGGCAGCCCACAACACUGGCGGCUCUCUUCCUGACUUAACCAACAUCCAGUUCCCUCCUCCACUGCCCACCCCACUCGACUCAGACGAUGCAGCUGCCGCCUCAUUCAGCUCCCAGAACAGCACACGGACUCUGGGUAACACACAAGGAGUGAACACCUCUCAGCCCACAGUAACCAUGGAAAUGCAGCCUGGGCAGGACAAUGUGGUUCCUCUCAUCCUGAAUGCAGGGGACUCCCACCAGCACCAGAACCUGCAGCUCUCCCCAACAUCUCCACCUCUCACUCUCUCCCAGGCGGCCAUUAAUGCCAUGAACCUUGAGCAGCAGCUGUCCCAGUACGUCUUCUUCAGCCAGCAGCAGCCAUCAUCCCAGACGCACCCAAACCAACAACAGGCGGGUCUGGUCCAGCUGCCGUCCUCAGUGAACUCCUGCUCCCCGUCAGACAACCAGGCGUCCACACAAACCAACAUGACCAUCGACAUGAACGCGGCCUCCUCCCUUCAACAGUACCGCAGUAGGGUUGGAUCCUCUGCCAAUCAAUCUCCAACCUCUCCCGUCUCCAAUCAAGGCUUCUCACCCGGAGGCUCGCCUCAACAUAACGCCAUCCUGGGCAGCGUGUUUGCAGACUUCUACGACCAGCAGCUGCCUUCCAUUCAGGCCAGUGCUCUUUCACAACAGUUGGAGCAGUUCAACAUGAUGGAGACCCCCAUCAGCUCUGACAGCCUGUACAAUCAGAACUCCACCCUCAACUACUCCCAGGCUCUUAUGAUGGGUUUGACUGGCCAUUGCAACCCUCAGGACUCGCAACAGCUGGGCUACAGUAGCCAUGGCAACAUCCCCAACAUCAUUCUCACAGUGAGUGGAGAGUCUCCACCCAGCCUGCCCAAGGACCUGACUGGCUCGCUGCCCACGGAUGUCAGCUUUGAUGUGGACUCUCACUUCCCGCUGGAUGAUCUGAAAAUCGACCCGCUGACGCUCGGCCUGCACAUGCUCAAUGACCCGGACAUGGUCCUCGCUGACCCCGCCACAGAGGACGCAUUUCGCCUUGACCGGCUUGUAACAAACGCAGCAGGUGUGACAGGUGUGUGAACACUGCUACCUUUAGUGGAGGGUCUCUGAGGAGAAGAUAUGUAGAAUGGGCUGAUCUCGUCCGGGCAGAGCAUCAACUCCACCUCAACCAGCUCAGUCGACUCCCACAAAUGAGCUUUUAAAAUGUUUUUGAAGACUGCUGCCAGCUUCCCUUUCACACGACGAAGCGGUACAGUAUGAAUCACGUUAAUGGUUCUGUCACUACCUUUUGCGAUUGAGUUACGAUUUAGAUUAUAUACCUAGUGUUUAUUUGAGGAAGCUUAAUGAAAUUACGAGGGCCGAAUUCUCCGCAGAGCGAACCCGUAAUAAAUCACACUAUAGCGCUCACACGCCUGUUAACAUAGAGUAGCUUGAUGACUCAGAGGAAACACCUGUUGAGUUUAACCUCCCUCUGUGCCAAUGGAAGCCCCGGUGAGGCGAUUAGUCAUCCUUUUUCAAGCUAAUUUAUUUUUAGGGAAUGCUGAGUUUUGAUUUUUAUCAUAGUCAAUAGCGGUCAUCAGUUAUGCAUGAAAUCACUAAUCACUGUGCAUACUUGUUUUGCCUUAAUAGCUUUGACAUUUUGGUUUUCAUGCAAAGAUGACUAUUAUGUAUUAUGGGAGGGGGGCAUUUUAAUUAUCGAGUAAUUUUUACAGUUUUACAUACAGGUGGUUCGGCCGACAUAGUCCGCUGUUGUGUUGUCACUACCAUAUCAUUUUUCAUCUUCAUUUAUCACAUCCAAACGGAUAAAUGAGGGAAUAUGAACCAGAUGUUUACAGGCUUGAUUUGUUUUAUAUUUUACAUGUACAGAAUGUGAAUUCGAGUUUGCGUAAUGGUAUCUAUGCAAAACUACAGCGAUCGAUUUAGGACUGUAAAAUGAAACGAACCCUUAUACACAGGACGCCAGCGUGCAGGAUUCUUCGAGGACGCGCAGCGACGGUGCCGCGUUACUGUUGAAACGCUUUCCUUUCUUUCAGACUAGCGAGGUGUAGAGAGAGGAAAUAAAGACACACCGAGUGUGGCACACAGUAGAAACUCUCUGGAUUACUCCCAAAGAUGUGACCUCAGCGUAGUUGAAAUAUAUAUAUAAAUGUAUAUUUUUCCAGACAAUUGAACUGCCUCUAUACUAGAACAGCAUUGUUGAUACAAAGAGAAUGUAUUUAGGUCACAUCUGUACAGUUGUGUUGUUGCCAUCUUGCCAUCCUCAUUGCCUCUCAUUGCAGCUAGCCUUUGUGUCCUUCAGGGCCAAAAUAUCUUCUCCCUGAUAUUUCUUCUCCCCUGAAAGCAGGUAUGACAGCGACUCUGCAUAUCUGUUUUUCUCAUAUUGCUCGUGUGGCCGGCGCCCUUUAUGAGUUUGUUCCGUGUCUCUCUGGUUUUGUACUUGUAUGCUUUCGUGCUUUAAAAUCCUUCAGUGAAAGCAGCGUGUGUUUCAGUAGAUGGGUGCUUUGAAUUCCUUCAGAAAUGUGUCUCAUUAUUGCACUUUAUGCAUUUAUUUAAAACACUGAUUUCUCAGAGUAUAUGUACCAAACCCCCAACCCUGUGACUGUUAUGUGCACUGGACCUGUCUGUCCUGUCUUUGAUUAAAAUUGCCUUCUUGUUAAAAAAAAAAAAAAAAAAAAAAAAAGGUUAAAAACAUUUCUAGUUAUUUUUGAAAACGUAUAUUCAAAUAGUCUAUUUAAGAGAGCUGAGUUAUUACUCAGUCAGUUAGUAUUUUGUUAUACUGUUACACUUUUUUUUUUUUUCCCCCUAAAUUUUGCACACGGGUGUGUCGGUCAUGUCUCUGCAGCUCUGACUGCACGUUUGAUUAAAGAAAACCAAAUGAUGCUGGAAAAUGUUUGAAAUGAAUUAUCAAUUAGCAAAAAAAAAAAAAAAAUGGUUCAAGUUACAAAAAUAGCGAGUGCAUUAGACAGUUGCAGUAUGUGUUAUUGUAAUACUGUGCCAGAUGGGAUGAGUCAGUCUCUGAAAAGCAUUUUGCAGAAUUAAUAUUGUAAUUCGUUGCAGGUAAAAUAACAUGUAAAAUGCUCAUAAAAAUGCAUAUAAAUUCAUAUCCAGGACACUACAUAUACACUAUUCCACACUAUGAAAAUGGCUGUUAUGUUGUUGAAACAUUGUCUGUCGAUGUGUGUCAAGGACCUCCUGUGCCAGCAUAUUUACUGUCACACAACGCAACACAAAACUAUGAUUGAAUCCGUUACAAUUAAGUUGUUAAGCUCUAAUAUUUAUUUUCCUUAAAAAAACACACACACACACACAAAACUUUAAUGUUUGAGAUGCAUCAUCUUUGUCAGUGAUGCAGAGCUUAAGUUAUCACUGGGGGAAAGUGGUGGUGGGGGUGUGUGGGUUUUUGUUUUUUUCCUAUUUUAAUAAUUUUGUGACUGCACGAAUCUCCUUAAGUGUUUUCUCCUUAUGGCGUGGCUUUUAUUUAUUUUUUGAAGGGUUAGGUCUGCUUUGUUUGUCUGAGCAGUGUGGUUUUCUUUCCUUGUUUGCUAAACUCGUCCUUUGUCUCUUUUUUAAUUCUGCAUCAUGUAUAGGCUAUGUAACUGCUAAGUGAAGCCUGAAGCAUCAGAUAUGUGGUAAUAAGCCUUUCAUGCACAUGUAGAAGCUGUUGUUUGGUACUGUGUUUUCUACUGCAAUAUCCAGUAUGCGCUUUUCCGUGGAACACCCACAGAGUUCAAUUAUGUCAUGGUAAAUCUAUAGACUAGCUUUGUAUAUUGCUGUAUGGUAGGAGCAAUGUUUUUCGUGCUUUAUGUGAUAUGAUGUCAAAGUAAGAAAAUGCACUGAGAAAUACUGUGCUGCAGUAUGUCAUUGUGGCUCUAUAUUCUCUGCUGGACCUCUAGACUUUAUAGUGAGCCUGACAUCUUUGUGGGUUCUUUUUGUUGUUUGUUUUGUUACUUUUUGUGCUCAUGUAGAUAGCGCUGACUGAUGUGUCACCUGUUACUGUCACCUUUUUAUGCAGCAACGUUCAGGUAUCCAUUGGUAUCGCACCAGUGUUUACAAAGACAAGAGUUUACAGCAAAGCAAAGUUUGUUUUCCUCUACCUUUAAAAUGUUUCAGCUGAGUUAAAUAGUGUAUCUGGAUAACAGACUACAUGCAUAUGAACCACUUGCAGUGUAGAUUAGCAAAAACAGGUUUGCGGUUUCAACAGUCAAUCAGUAAUGUAAUUUCAGCAGUUGGACAGUAAUUUCAAUAUUGUUAUUUAUUAUUGUAUGUUAUACUAUGACAUUUCUUUUGGACCUCGUCCGUAUGCAUUUCAAGGCCUGGAAGCACUUUUAAUUUACUUGACAAACUUUAAUUCUGCAAGAAUUCCACUUCCUAUUCCACUUUAGAUUAUUUAGAUUUUAUUGGUCUUUGUUUCAAAGCAAAUUUGUCAUCAGCACUGUAUUUUUUUCUCUCCUCCUUUUAGUUUAAAAUCAACAGUUGAACCAAAGUUUAAAAAAAAAAACAAAACAGCCAUAAGUGAGAGAAUAGAUUUUAUCUUUUAAGCUGUUAUAAAACAUCCUCUUUUUUUUCCCCUCAAAAUAUUCUAUUGUGGUUUAAAAUUAUUUUACUUACUACUACUGAUUUCUGCAGUGUAACUCAAAGGGCACCUGUUAUGCUUUUCCUUUUUGGUCAUAUAUAUGCUGUCAGAAUGGUGGACACACAUAGUAAACAAGACCAACCUCAGGCUUCAGACUACCCUAAAUGCUUAGUUUUUUUUCUACUCUUGGCUCUAUAUGAUGUCACUGAGAGUGGGUAUUCCUAUAUGGUCAACUCUUUUUCAGUAGUACCCGCUCAGCUUGACUCGACUUGGGUUUAGGGUUUUCCAUUAGGUGAUAAUACCUGAUACCAGGUACUUUUCAGUACCUAAUCAGGUGUGGUUCCAAGCGAGCUCAGUCACACAGACUGCCACUGAUUGGCCAGGCAGUAGCGUCACUAGAUAAGUCAUGAGAGCGACUCCUUCACAAGAAUCAAACCUGCGACUUUUGAAACCUGGGCAACAAGGGAAAUGGCGACACAUGCCUAGAGAUCAUUUGGCGACUGCAGUUGCUGUGAGAUCCCAGUCAUGCAGGCCUAAAGACCGAUCAAUGUAUUUCCCAACCGGUUUGGCGAGUGGUUGCUUGCCAUCGCUUGGUGAAACUGGCUGGAGAGAGGUAUACAAUGCUACUUUUGGCUGCUGCUUUAUUCACAAGGGGUUGCCAUAGCGGGUAGCUCUGCAUGUUUGAUUGGCAUAUUUCUUUUUACACCAGAUGCCCUUCUUGAUACAACCCCAAAGGGAUUUGUGUCCUCCUGGGAACAAACCAUGAAUCUUGCAUUUAUUACAUGACAGGUAUAUGAUGCUGCACUGAAAACCUUGUGAUUGCUUUGGUCAGCUUGCUCCUGUCUCCCGUAGUUUGUAUGGGAAACACCAACAACUCACUGAGCAGAAGAGAAAUUGUGAAGAGUGGCAACGCAAACUUGGGCACCCUGAGUGGCUCAAUGUGGAGCAGGCGACACAUGUAUAUGCCGCGUCGUGGUACGGGCGGCGUCAGUUUGUGUCCCGGCCUGUCACCAGUUUGCCUGCGUGUCUUCCCCUGUAUCUUACCCCAUUUCCUCUACUGCCAACAAACAGCAACUGUGGUCAAGAGUGCAACGCAAACUAGAAAUGGAGUCCGUUCAUCUUCAAAGUAAAAGUUUAAUCUUUUGAAAUGUCUUAAUUUCAGUGUUAAGGGACAACUUUUACUUGUUUGCGUCAUGCUUUUCAUGACUGCUUGGUGGUUGGUUAGUUGGUUAAUUGGCGAGCGUUUGUAGACAAGUGGGCAUCUGCCAUGUAAACUGCGGAUGACCGCAGUGACCAAAGCAUUUAAAGCAAAGGUUUUUGGUGCAGCACCCUGUUUACCACUAAUUUAAUCCAGCAGCAGCCAGCAACCAUUUGUCAGCCAGUUGGAGAACACAUUUUUUCCCUCUUGGUUAGAAGUUGCCAGCUGGUCUCUAGUCCUGUGUGACUAAGGCCUGCAACAAACCACUCUGAGUUUGAGCACAGAAGCCCCAUCUACCUGUUGUUCAAACCUUCCAGAUGUGAGGGGCAGCCAUUCAAUAGGCUUAAAGGGAGAGGAGCUAAAACAGCUUAUUUCAGAUGAAAGAUGAACUGAGAGGCUGCACCAAGACCCUGUAUGAGAUAAGAGAGGAAUAUUCUGUACUGUGACUCCUGCAAGGCUACUCUGUAUAGAGCUGGAAAUGAGCAUAACAGGUCCUCUUUAAGAAAUAACUGAUAUAUCCUGUCCACUAGAUGAAAAAUCUAUUUUCUGCAUGAUGCCGAAUUUCAAAAUAUCUUAACAUAUUGUAUUUUGCUUUAAAUAUUUAGUUUUGCCUUUGUUUUAUAAAUUUGUGGUGAAAUAGUAUUUUGUACUAAAAAAAAAAAAAAAUGAGACAUGACAUAUACACAACAAGAAAUAAUAUGAAUAA
This is a messenger RNA of Archocentrus centrarchus (flier cichlid), 7201 nucleotides long. RefSeq names its product CREB regulated transcription coactivator 1a (gene crtc1a). Lineage: Eukaryota; Metazoa; Chordata; Actinopteri; Cichliformes; Cichlidae. The record is from RefSeq and is a predicted model, not a curated record. Gene Ontology annotation, biological process: positive regulation of transcription by RNA polymerase II; protein homotetramerization. Gene Ontology annotation, cellular component: cytoplasm; nucleus. Gene Ontology annotation, molecular function: cAMP response element binding protein binding.